Molecule: messenger RNA, 924 nt
Organism: Penicillium egyptiacum
Lineage: Eukaryota; Fungi; Ascomycota; Eurotiomycetes; Eurotiales; Aspergillaceae
Source: the annotation of a GenBank genome assembly
AUGGCGCAUCCCAAUCCCACCCCAUCCAUUGAGGUACAAAAUCUCUCGUACAAGUUCCAAGAUGGCUCUAGUGGCCUGGAGAACGUGAGCCUGAACCUACCACCUGGAAGUCGCACACUACUGAUCGGCGGUGAGUCAAAUCUAUCAAUGUAUCCCCAUUCCAGACAAAUCUCCAUUCCAGACAAAUCUCGAAAACUGACUGACCCAAACGCAGCAAAUGGAGCGGGGAAGACCACCCUCCUCCGCCUCCUAUCAGGGAAGCGCCUUGCACCCAAUAACACAAUCGCCAUAGGUGGCAAGGACCCCUUCAAGGACACCCUAGACGGUGUGACCUACCUAGGAGUCGAGUGGGUGUUGAACAGCAUCGUCCGCACAGACAUCGAUGUGCCGACGCUGCUCGCCUCCGUCGGCGGAGAUGCCUACCCAGAGCGCCGGGACGAGCUGAUCGAUAUCCUCGAUGUCGAUCUGCGCUGGCGUAUGCAUGCCGUCUCGGACGGAGAACGCCGUCGCGUGCAGCUGGCCAUGGGCUUGUUGCGGCCCUGGCAGGUUCUGCUGCUCGAUGAGAUCACUGUCGACUUGGACCUUUUGUCCAGGAGCAAUUUCCUGGCUUUCCUAAAGCGGGAGACUGAGACCCGUGCCUGCACUAUUGUUUAUGCUACUCAUAUCUUGGAUAACCUCGCCCAGUGGCCUACCCAUUUGGCUCACAUGCACUUGGGCAAGGUCAAGGCGUUGGGUAGUGUGGAGUCGUUCCAUGAAGAAGUCCCUGAGUGGACCUCGGAGAAUAGUCGCCUUGGAGAGCUGGUUCUCAAGUGGCUCAAGGAGGAUAUGCAGCUCAGAGGUCCCCGGAAUGGCCGUGGUAAUCAGGCCAAGACCUAUCAGUCCCUUGAAGGUAUUGGAGGCUACGGACUGGAAAAGCACGACUGA